UGUCACUUGAUCAGCUGUUCAACUGCUGGAUGUAAUCAAUCAAUAAUUUUCUGAAAACUGUUGCUCAGUUUAGUGUUGGUAGAUGUUGGAUUAAUUAAUUAAUUAAUAUUCUGUUUAUUCCUGCUAUUUUUGUGCUUAAUUGCGAUAUUCCUUAAAGAAGAGAUUAAUUGGAAGAAUUUAAGGUUUAUAGAGUAUCAGAACCUGUUUGUUAAGCAUGGAGCUGCUCAGAGAUAACGAAGAAAAGGUGAUGUGUCCCUACAACGGCGCCCAUCACAUCCGAAAGUCCCGAAUGGAGGUUCACUUGAAAAAGUGCCGUUUAGCUUACAGGGGCGCCAACAAUUUGGCGAUUUGCGACUUUAACGCGGCCCAUCGGAUACCCGAGCAAGAGCUCCAGUACCACCACGACAUGUGCCCGGACCGUAAGGUCAUGGAAAUCCACGUUUACGGGGAAAAGGACGUCGCGACGGUCGGGGCGAACGUCCGUCCCCCGGUACCGGUACCGAUCGACGACUCUUGGGACGAGGUGGAAGUACCCACGUACGACCCCCGAAAGUACUGCGAAUCGAACCGGGUGCUGCGACGUAUCGAUACCGAGUCGGCGUCUAUCAGGAGGGACUUUAGGAUCGCGGAACGGCACCGGAUCAACAAUCUGGAACCCCAUCAGGAAGGGGGGGGGUCCACGGAGGAACCCAAGAAACCACCGGUUGCCGCUAUGAAGAGCCUUCCUCCGACGAGAGCGUUUUCGCCUUCCGGGAAUAUCGAAAAUACACCGGAAGCGAUUACGGAAAUGAUGGCGUCCUUGGCGAUGAAACCGACGGUUGUCAUACCGACGACUAAGAAAUAAGUCGCGCUUACAUAACCUUAAUGUUGACUAUGGACAUGAGUAAACUUUCGGUUUUUUUUUGUUUUAGGUUUUUUUACAGUAAAUUGGACUUGAUUUUACUGGUUACGACACGAUAAACGUCUGUGGGUUAAUGUCUUUAUUAUUUAACUACAUUUCUAGUUCUGUUUGUAUCUUGUAAGUUGUCUAUUAUAAAGGAAAAUAAAUGAAUAUGUUUGUUGAA
Anthonomus grandis grandis is the source of this 1064-nucleotide messenger RNA. Its product is annotated as gametocyte-specific factor 1 homolog. The transcript is spliced from 5 exons. The record is from RefSeq and is a predicted model, not a curated record. Bases 215 to 844 code for a protein of 209 amino acids. Lineage: Eukaryota; Metazoa; Arthropoda; Insecta; Coleoptera; Curculionidae.